GAACAAAAAAAAUUUGCAUGGUCCCUCAAAGGGUUAUUGUUCCUCAACAAGUCAGCUACUGGUUGGCGCAAAACUGUUGUGUUGUUACUAUGGCAACGAAUUUCUAAAUAAGCACACGUUCGCCAUCUUGUCUUUUACAAAUCUCGUCCUGUAUGUAUGUUGUCUCUAUACGUUGUUGAUCUUUCAUCAAAGGUUGAAGUUGUGUUUUCGGAAAAAUAAUCCGCCUACAAUUUAUGCAGACCUUAUUUUGUGUUAAAAUUUUACUCCACUAAGCAGGCGGAGGGAAUUGAACCGAAAUCAAAUGGGCUGCGGAUCAUCACAACCGGUGGCAGCUGAGCAAAAUGCUGUCCGAAAUGGAGACGUUAAAAGAGAAUCACCUCCGCCGCAACCACUGCAGCAAAAUGAACAACAGAAUCAACAACAACAACAGGAGAUUCGACAAGAAAGCCCCCCGCUAAAGAGAAGGGACUCAGCCAAGUCUAAGAGCAGCGACAGCUCGAGCAGUAGCAGCAGGUCUAGCAGUGCUAAAUCAAAGAAGAGUCGCCCAGAAACUGCUCCAGGAGGGAACACGCCAGUUCAAGUCGAACCUGUUCCAAGCGAGCCUGUAAAAGCCGAUGUGCAAAAUACAGAAGCUCCUGAAUCGAACAACAACAAAGACAGCGAAGAACCAGCCGUCGAAGAAGUGGUAAAGGUAGAGGAAACUCCCGAUGAAACGACAACACAAGGUGCAGUCGUUGCUACUGAAGAUCAAGAACACGAAAAACCGAAUUUCAGCGAGGAUGUUCUUAAAGAAUUUGUGGAAGUGGAAAAUCAAGUAAAAGGCUUAGAGGAAAAGGGUGCCGAAAACGGCUAUCAAAUAAAACACGCCAGGCUAGUCGAAUUGCAUAAGAAUCUUGGCGAGUGCAAUGACAAAGUGCAAAAACUCAAAGCCCAAACUGCCAAAGAAUAUCAGGAUGUUGUAGACAUCAAUUCAGCAUACAAUUUACGAUCAUUCUUUGUUGGUCAAGAUCAGAUCGAUGCUGAAGUUGCAAAAGAGCAGCAAGAAUAUCUAGAUGCAUUGAAUAAACAGGAAAUUGCUGAGCAGGAACUUGAAAGCAUGAAACAACAGUACAAGAAACUGUAUGAUGAAGUUUUAAUUGCCAAGAAAGAUCAAGAAGAAUUGAACAACUUGCGGCUGAAAGAAGAAGAGCUGUUGGGUCGCAUAUUCAAUGAUUCGUAUGGUAGUGACAAGGAAUGGAAAUUGGAGAUGGAACUUGAUCUGUUGGGUCAAAGGAAAGAGAGAAUCAAUGCUGCACAUAUCCGUUGGCGAGCUGCCCAUGUCUACCUUGAUCAUGCCACAAGGCAGCUGAGCUGGAGUGCACGUCGCUGGGCUCAGAUUGCAACCCAUCGUGUGACAACUCUGGUGGUUAAAUAUCAAAUGGUUGCAGAAACUAGAAAUCACCUUAUUGCAGCAGCACAAAACAUCAGCAGUGCUCAUGGUAACCUGAAACCAGUAAAUGUUCCAUACUGCACUCAUGAGGACUUGCAGGCUUUACAGGCCACUAUUAACACAAUCUUCAAUGAUGUCAACAUACCGGCAAACUACCAGAAGUCUUAUUACAUAUUUGCAUCGAUGUUCUCCAAAAGUUCUCACCUUCUUCAAUGGGUGGAUCGUGUUGUGGCUGAGACCAUCUCCAAAGAUUUGGCAAAUGUGAAGCAAGAGUUUAAUGACAAAUAUUAUGAACUGAAGGAGGAGCGCAUGAAUUUGAUUAAAAGUAAGGUCAAGGAGAAACUUGGAGUUGAACUGGAGCUGGAUGUAAAGAGAGAUGAACUUGCAGCAGACGACAAUCCCUCUGCAGCGGAAGCAGAUAUUGCCAAACCUGGAGAAGUUGCCAAGGAAGAAGGUGAUGACCAAGCCCCAGAACCAGAAGAUAAAGAAGGGGUACCGACAGAAGCUCCACCCUCUGGAGAUGUGGAGGCCCCUCCUGAGGGAGAGCAGCCCCCUGGUGAGGCAGAAGCUGGAGCCGAUACUGCUGCUGCCCCCAAACCGGCAGCUUUGUCUGAACUUGCCCCUCCUCCUUCACAAGAAGAUCUGUUUGGUAACAUUGAUCAACUCAAGAAACAACAUGAAGAGGAACUGGCAGAGUUUGAAAAGGCGCAAGAAUUGAAUAAGGCCCGUGUGGAUCAAGGAUUGCAGGAGAAGCUGAGAGCUCGAAGAAGCAGGAGGCGGAAGAUACAGGCACAAGAAGCUGAGGCUAAUGCACUAUCAGGAGGAGAAAGUAAUAAUGAGCCCCCACCCCCCUCAGAAAUGGGAUUAUAAGCAAUGUUUACUUAAGUCAUGCACAAUAACAGCCUUUCAGCCAACCAAAUUGACAAACAGAUUCAAUUUACUCAAGCAUCGUGUUGAUCUUGGAAACUAAGUGUUUUGCUUUUGCUUUUGCUUUUGUUAUUCCUAAAAGUGACAAGAGACUUCAUCAUUCAUGGUCAUUAUAUUUGAAAUCCAGUUAAUCGUAGCCGCUGAUGUUUUUAAGGAUUUUUUUGAAAAUUAAACAUAUCACGUGGUCUACAUGUAUGUGGUUUUGAUGUUGGCCGUGCAAAUUUUCUGCGACCGUCCAGUUGACUCAGGUUUGGUUACCGAUUAUUGUGAUAGCUGACUCGUCAAUACCUGAAGUACAUGUACCGUAGUUUUUCUGAAAAACAGUUUUUUACUGUCUUUUUAUUUCCAAAAAUAUUUUUAUCAAUAUCGAGACUGAUUUUAUCCCAAUAUAUUCUGCCUGUUCACCUAAGCUUGGACUUCACACAGAAGCUCAUAAGCACGUUUUGUUCGCAUGCUACCCUGAUCCUACAAUCUUGUAAAUUCGUUUCAAGAUAACGGUACUUUAAGUGAGACUUGAAGGUUAACAUGAGAAAUUUCAUGUGUACAGUAUAAUCCUGUCUAAACAACGGGAAAGGAAAUUUAUGGCGUUUGAUUAUUUUUUCCCUCAUUUUGUCUCGGCAAGUUAGAGUUUAUCAAAGUUAUUCUAUAGCAAGAGGAAGAAAACUUUAUUUUUUAUGGAAAGAGAUCGAUGUUGCCGUAAAUUAUCCAGUUAAUUUUGGGACGUUCUCAUUUGACUUACGAGUGAAAUGUCAUAUUUGUAUACGAGUCUUAAAAUCAUAACUAAGUCCCGUUGACUGCAUUGUUUGCAAUGGUGCAGUGUUAAGGCUACUUAUGUGUGACGGUGUGUUAAUUUAAUAUCACCAUAAUCUUGUAAAUAAUCACUACUAGUAUUUAUUGCGAUAGACUUUGUAAAAUAGAUUUUACGCGUAGCCAUUUCCUGUUGUUUAUAAUAUUUGGCUUUAGUUUUUACAACACAAGUGAAUAGUGCUUUUUACGUCAUCUGAUUAGUUAACUCGGAGGCGAUAAGCAAAGUACCAUUCACCAACACUUUGUGGAUAAUUGUUAGUUAUGUAUUUAUACAAAAGGCGUGUCGCGUACAGACGCCACUAACGCUUUAGGCGUCUUAAAGUCGUCUAGUGUGGAAACGGGGUGCAGAAAUUUAAAGGGCGAUAAGAGAGUAUCAACGGUAAAAAACUUGUUAUCCCCAUCUAGGUCUUACUCCCAAGGUAUUCUCUCUCAAGUUCCUGUCAGACAUUGUACCCAGUUCUUCCGGGGAAAUGUUGCGUGCGUUGCGUGAAUCUUUCCGUGGGAGAUGAAAAUGCCAUAAAGCCGCUUGAGUUACCCAUGUGUACAGAAUCCGCAUCAGAAUCCGAUUCCGGGGGUGAUCACAAAAAUAACAUAAGAGGGAUUGUCUUGGGAAAAAAUACACAAAGCUUCACUUUACUUUGUACGAAACGAGUCUGAAUUCUAGAUUCUGGGGAGACUUAGGGGUGCCGGCCAAGCAAUGGCCGGUCUAUUAAUGCGUUCCGCUUUUACACUAGAUGUCUAGAUCAUCUGAGACGACGUGCUCGUCUGUUAAGUACGUCGUUUGACGUUAUGCAUUAUGUGGUUGCCAAACUCCAGACUUAUUUCUCUGUUCGUCGCCGACUCGUGCGCUGAACAGCUCUGUUGUACUCUUGCCGUGAUUUUCGUACGUGUUAAUAUGCAAGGUGUUGUAAGUAAAUAACAUUCAUACACUCACGAGAAUGUAGAAUUUUAUGUUGAGAUAUCAUUGUAAAGUAUGUGCAAUACAGUUGUGAAAAAAUGGUUUA
Orbicella faveolata is the source of this 4167-nucleotide messenger RNA. RefSeq lists its product as uncharacterized. Gene Ontology annotation, cellular component: cilium. NCBI's taxonomy places the organism in Eukaryota, Metazoa, Cnidaria, Anthozoa, Scleractinia, Merulinidae. The record is from RefSeq and is a predicted model, not a curated record.